This is a messenger RNA of Nanorana parkeri, 1013 nucleotides long. It is a transcript of the gene CSRP2, whose product is annotated as cysteine and glycine rich protein 2. The record is from RefSeq and is a predicted model, not a curated record. Gene Ontology annotation, biological process: sarcomere organization; muscle tissue development. The transcript is spliced from 6 exons. Gene Ontology annotation, cellular component: nucleus; Z disc; cytoplasm. Bases 88 to 669 code for a protein of 193 amino acids. NCBI's taxonomy places the organism in Eukaryota, Metazoa, Chordata, Amphibia, Anura, Dicroglossidae. Gene Ontology annotation, molecular function: structural constituent of muscle; actinin binding.
CCGCCCACUCAGGCAUUGUACUCGACCUGCCGCUUGACUUCGCACUUAUCGGGACGGAGCGUCUGCUGCGAGUGUGUCUGCCACAACAUGCCUAACUGGGGAGGUGGAAACAAGUGCGGUGCAUGUGGAAGGACGGUUUACCAUGCCGAAGAGGUGCAGUGUGAUGGAAAGAGCUUUCAUAAGUGCUGCUUCCUUUGCAUGGUAUGCAGAAAAAACCUGGAUAGUACAACAGUAGCUAUUCAUGAUGAGGAGAUUUACUGCCGAUCUUGCUAUGGGAAAAAAUAUGGACCCAAAGGCUAUGGCUACGGACAAGGAGCAGGCACCCUGAACAUGGACAGAGGCGAAAGACUGGGCAUUAAACCAGAAGAAGCACAACAAACACGUCCAAGUACCAGUUCAAACCCGUCAAAGUUUGCUCAGAAGUUUGGAGGAGCUGAAAAGUGUCCGAGAUGUGGUGAAUCAGUCUAUGCUGCUGAGAAAAUAAUGGGAGCUGGGAAGCCAUGGCACAAGAAUUGCUUCAGAUGUGCCAAGUGUGGCAAGAGUCUGGAAUCCACCACUCUGACCGAAAAAGAUGGGGAAAUAUACUGCAAAGCUUGCUACGCUAAGAAUUUUGGACCUAAAGGGUUUGGCUAUGGCCAGGGAGCUGGUGCCCUUGUACAUGCACAGUGAGGAGGAAAAGGCAAAGACUGAUGAUGCUAGAAUAUUUGACGACACCUCUGUUACUAAGCCGAGUGAUAGUCUUAAGCCAAUACUAAUCACUGUGAAGUCCGUGUGAUGUCUACUCUGUAGAAUGGAGUUGGAUUAAUGUUCUUUGUAUGUUUUUAUUGUAACAUUUUCUGACCGGAGGAAUAUCUGACUUAUAGUAACUGUCUUGUAUUUUCUUUCAAAUAGAACCAGAUCUAUACUUACAGAGAACUUGUUUUCUAUUAAAUAACUGUAUAUUGCAGACCAAAUGAGGUUGGAUUAUAUGUUCUGGAAUUGAAAGGCUCAGCACAAUAAAACAUAGUUGUAAC